Messenger RNA from Dioscorea cayenensis subsp. rotundata (Guinea yam), 1032 nucleotides. RefSeq lists its product as uncharacterized. Lineage: Eukaryota; Viridiplantae; Streptophyta; Magnoliopsida; Dioscoreales; Dioscoreaceae. The record is from RefSeq and is a predicted model, not a curated record. The transcript has 2 exons. The coding region runs from base 1 to 1032 and encodes 343 amino acids.
AUGGCUCAUAUACAUGGUGAAUGGGCUCAUAUACAAAGGGCAAGAAAGAUUAUGACUGGAAGAGGGAUUUGUUCAGAGCAGUACAAUGCUGAAGAAACCACUGGUGUUGUGACAAUAGAGGUUGUAGCAAAAGAGGUUCAGGAGAAGGAACCUAUUGCUGAAGAUACUGCCUGUGAUGUUACAACACAACCUGAGGUAGAACCAGAAGAAGUCCAAGAAUCUAAAACUGAUAACAUGUCUGGUAAACUCAAAGGAAAGGGAGCAAUAGCUGAAGAAUCUAAAGAAAACUCAAGUGAAUCCUCUAGCAGUCACAGAUCAGAGUUUGAUGAAGUCCCAGAGGUGACAGUCCAAAAGAUACUAAUAGACUUGAAAAACUCUGGAAAGAAACCAAGUGUUGAAGAUGAUGACUAUGUUCCAUCACCUAUUGCAACAUCAGAGAGUUCACACAGUACAUCAGAGAGCUCACACAGUUCAGAGGAUGUUCCCCUGAAGAACAAGAUUGAGGAACUCAGGAAGAAGAAGAAGACUGAAGGAAACUGUAAGGAGAAAUGGAAGAUUAUUAGCAAGAGAGGAGUAAUUGCAGAUAGGGUCAUUGAUGAGGUUGCAUUUGAUCAGUAUGGAUUGAUAGAUUUCUUAACUGAUAAGGGGCUUAUGAAGUCUGUUACUUAUGGGAAGAACUACAACCCUACUCUUGUUCAGGAGUUCUACAGUAAUCUAUCCCCAGAAAUCAAGUCUCCCAGGGCAUCAGGCUACCAUAAAAUCUUUUUGAGAGGAAAGACUGUAAAGUUUUCACCAGAGGGUAUUAAUGAUUUCUUGGAGUGUCCUACAGAAGUUGAAAACGGAGCAUAUGUGUACAAUGAUGAUUUUGAAUAUUCUGAUGAAAUAGUGGACGCACUAACUAGUGGUAAAUGCAGCACUUGGGGAUCAGAAGCAAGGCUCUCUACCUCAAAGUUGACAGUAAAGUACAAUGUAUUGUUCAAGUUGGGUGGGCUUUCAACUGGUUUCCUACUGCCCAUACCUCAAGCAUACUGA